AUUCACAUGGGGGAUGUUGGGGUCCCUCAGAGUGGAAGACAGAGACAAGUGGAGAAAUGGCUAUAGAGCAAGGAAGUUAUAUCAGAGAGGCAGAAUUAGACUGGGGAGGCCGCAAGCGUAUCUCUCUGUUGAAGGCGGACCUUGGUAUUGAAGUGGGAGAAGAUGAUGUAGAGGACCUCCUUGAUGAUGCGGCUGAUAUAGUUAAGGACUUGGCUCUGGCCAUCUUACAACUUGGCCAGUCUGUUGAUUCCAAGUAUCUACAGCAGCCACUAGGUGAAACUGAAUAAGGCACGGAAGAUCAGAGAACAGGCGGAGGAAAGAAUGAGGAAGAAGAGCAAGAAAAGCACAAAGGAGGAGGGAGAAGGAGGAGAAUCAGAAAGUGAGUCUGAGGAGGAAGAGGAAGAUAAGGUUUCCCUGCAAAUCACAGACAAUGCUCUUAGAACUCCCAUGGAAAGGUGGGAAAAGUCUCUCAUGACCAGCUCAAGUGUGUCUAAGCUAUGUCUACACUUUAGCACUCUUGACAAUUCCAUAACAUGGUCACGAUCAGCUCUCAAUGCUCGCUGUCGCAUCUGCCGCAGAAAAGCAGAUGCGGAAAAUAUGCUGUUGUGUGAUGAAUGUGACAAGGGUUACCAUGUGUACUGUCUAAAACCGAAACUCAAGACCAUACCCUCAGGCAACUGGUAUUGUGAUCACUGUAAGCCAAAAGAGAAGCCAAAGAGUCCCAGGAAGAAGAGACAGAUAUACAAAGACAUCUCAGAUGAUGAGAUGGAUGAGGAGAAAACAAGUGAUGAGGAGGACAGUGAAGUUGAGAAUGAAGAUGUGUGUUUUGUGUGCGAGAAACCUGGAACAUUGAUCUGCUGUGACACAUGUCCCCUAGCCUAUCACCAACAGUGUGCUGACCUAAGAACGGUGCCAAGAGGAAACUGGUCAUGUGCAACUUGUAAAGGUACUAAGGAUAGUGCCCAAGAUAAGAAGACAACCAAAGAAAAUAAAAAUUCAAAGGAAAAUAGUAAAGCAAGUAAAGAUAGUUUGAAGAACAGUAAAGAAAAUAAAAACAGCAAAGACAAUUCUAAAAACAGCAAGGAGAAUUCCAAGAACAGCAAAGAUAACUCUAAAAACAGCAAAGAUACUUCCAAAAACAGCAAUUCCAAAAAUAGUAAAGAUAACUCCAAAAACAAAGAAAACAAGAACAAGAAGAACGCCAAUGCCAAGAAUAACAAGAAUGCCAAAAGUGCCAAGAAUGCCAAGUCCUCGCCAUCUCCCGAUAAAAAGAGGAGGAGUGAGGGACCAGAAAAUAGCCGCAGUUCGAAGAAGCAGAAGUUGGAGGAACCUGAAGUUGAAUACACAUCACCCAAGAGAAAUAACAGAAGGUCACUUGUUGAUGAAAACAGUGACUUCAAUUCAGUGGCUUUGGAAACCUUAUUGGAUGAGCUAUUUAAGCACAAGAUGAGCUGGCCAUUCCACAAAGCUGUGUCAAAGAAGGAGGCUCCAGACUACUAUGAUAUUUUAAAGAAACCAAUGGACUUUGGAAGGAUCAGAGAAAAGCUAAACUGUCUGAAAUACACAACAGAUGACGAGUUCAUAGCGAUGUCAUGCUGUUUUCCAAAACUGCCAGCAGUUACAACAUGCAGGAUACUGAUGGUAUAAAGCUGGCACAAAGCUCUCUAGCUACUUCAUGAAGCGAUUACAAGAUCUGGGGUUAAAUUACCAUGGGGAGCCCUGCAGGAAAACAAAAGAGGAAGCGCUAAGUUUCAUCCUUUUUCAAGUGCACUUACAAUGGCAAGGAGGUCCCUCCUUUAUUGUCUCUGGGUAUAAUGGUGA
This is a messenger RNA of Penaeus monodon (black tiger shrimp), 1821 nucleotides long. Its product is annotated as bromodomain adjacent to zinc finger domain protein 1A-like. The record is from RefSeq and is a predicted model, not a curated record. The transcript is spliced from 9 exons. Gene Ontology annotation, molecular function: protein binding. Gene Ontology annotation, biological process: chromatin remodeling. Lineage: Eukaryota; Metazoa; Arthropoda; Malacostraca; Decapoda; Penaeidae. The coding region runs from base 322 to 1647 and encodes 441 amino acids.